Clupea harengus (Atlantic herring) is the source of this 4099-nucleotide messenger RNA. RefSeq names its product secretory carrier membrane protein 5a (gene scamp5a). Gene Ontology annotation, biological process: protein transport. Gene Ontology annotation, cellular component: trans-Golgi network membrane; recycling endosome membrane. The record is from RefSeq and is a predicted model, not a curated record. NCBI's taxonomy places the organism in Eukaryota, Metazoa, Chordata, Actinopteri, Clupeiformes, Clupeidae.
AGAAAACGGGUGGAUGAAAUCUCGCGAGUGGUUGAGAGGCUGCUUGUUGGCUGGUUUCGCAGAGGAUCAAAUCGGCCACUAUUCAUCACACUGUGCGAAAUCUCAGGAUCGUGACGCGGUCGCUUUACUCACUAACCUUCAGCAAUCAAAGAAAUUAUAAAAGUCAUCCGGAAAACGAACACACUGACAUUUCGCAUUUACUAAAAUUACCAUACGCAGUUUGUAAUGAAAACGGAUUUGUAGGAAGCUAUAGACCUUGCUCGGAACUCAGUAGAAAAGGAGCGGAGACGAUUCCUGUCGAGGCAACUGAACAGCAACUGGCUUAAGCCUGAAGAUUAAUAUCCAAGUGUAUCCAUGGCAGAAAACAACUUCCCACCUCUACCUAGGUUCAUUCCUCUGAAGCCAUGUUUUUAUCAGAACUUCGACGAGAUCCCCGACCAUUGGCGCAGCAUGUGCAAACGCCUGUACUACCUGUGGAUACUGAACAGCGCCACACUGGCCGUGAAUCUGAUUGGCUGCCUGGCGUGGAUGUGUGGCGGGGGCGGGGCCACUAACUUUGGCAUGGCUAUCCUGUGGCUCAUUCUCUUCACCCCCUGCUCCUACGUCUGCUGGUUCCGACCCAUCUACAAGGCCUUCAAGACGGACAGCUCCUUCAACUUCAUGGCAUUCUUCUUCGUGUUCAUGGCUCAGGUGGUGAUCAGCAUCAUACAGGCUAUUGGCAUCCCUGGCUGGGGAGUGUGUGGCUGGCUGGCCACCAUCACCUUCUUCAGCACCAACGUCGGCUCUGCUGUUGUCAUGUUGAUCCCCACCAUCAUGUUCACCGCCGUGGCUGUGCUCUCCUUCAUCGCCCUCACUAAGGUUCAUAGCUUCUACCGUGGCAGUGGUGGCAGCAUGAGCAAGGCCCAAGAGGAGUGGACCACCGGCGCGUGGAAGAACCCGCACGUCCAGCAGGCAGCGCAGCAGGCGGCUGUGGGGGUCGCCCAGGGAGCCAUGCAGAACCAGGGCCAGGGAGGCCAGGGGGGCCAGGGGGGCCAGGGCCAAUACUCCGCUGCCCCCACCUACAACUACGAUGAGCCCAUGUAGUAUGCCACUGAGCCCGGGGUGGGGGGGCAUGUAGUAUGCCACUGAGCUGGGGGUGGGGGGGCAUGUAGUAUGCCAUUGAGCUGGGGGGGGUGGGGGGGCGGAUAUGGGUGGCAAUGGGGUGGGAAAUGGCAGAAUUAUUAAUCAGCCAACUAAGAGUUGGAUUUCCUCUAUCGUAAGAACAUAUUAGAUAAUUUACACAGACUAUGUGUUUCAGCGAGUGGUCGUAUUAUGUGUAUCUCUCAGUUCCUAAAACUAACCCAACAUUUAGCGGAUGAUUUGUGUAUAACUUUGAUAUUCCGGCGGUAUUCCGAGUUUGUGUAUAUCACAUCUGAUAACUUUUCAACAGGGCUGGACAAGCACCUGUGUUGGAACAUUCCACUGGCCCUUGUAGUAUAGCAUACUGACUAGCAGCCCCACUGCGCUAGCCGCCACACUGCGUUAGCAGCGUCUCUGCGCUAGCCGCCACACUGCGCUAGCAGCGUCUCUGCAUAUGUGCUCCUCUAGACAACCGGGUGAAGCAGCUCUCCCCACCACUCCACCUGAGGCACAAGCCACCUUCAUAUUACUGAAGCUUUUCUCUGAAAUGAAACGCCAUGUUUGCUGUUUCUGUUUCUGUGUAAUUGUUUAUUAGUUUACGACAGGCAGGGUGUCCGGUGGCUCCACGUGGUCUUAAUACAUCGGCUUCAUGCAUUAGCUGGCUCACACAUUCCCUACCACUACACUGGAGGGAGUCUUCUCUGCCUGUACAGUCAAUAUACCUUUCACUCAACAUUUUAUGUUCAGUAUAAUAGGUCUUAAAGGAGUUUUGAUUCAGAUAUUUUUCUCACACUUAAUUUGUUGUAAUAUGUUGUUGAUUGUUUUUUUUAUGUUUGAUAUUUGUGUUGUUGAUGAUGUGUUUCGGGUCUGAUUGGCGGCCUGUGGGUCAGGUGGCGUUGCAGCCCAAUCCAACCUGUGUUAAGUGUGUAGUGGUUCUUACCUCAAUAUUCAGAGAUGCUCUGCCCCUGCAGGUCUGCUUUGUGUCAGAAGGAGAUGCAUUAGCGCUCAUCUCCAUUAAGCCAUCACACUCUUGUUAGCAUCUAGUCUCUUAGCAUCCCGAUGCAUUAGCGCUUAUCCCCAUUAGGCCAUCACACUCUUGUUAGCGUCCAGUCUCUUAGCAUCCCGAUGCAUUAGCGUCCGUUAGCCUCCUGUUGUCCCACCACUUCCAAAUGCUCAGUAGAGGCUUGCACUGAAGCUGUGGUGAAGCCUUGGUUUCUAAUUUUGCAUUUUGUAAUAUGUUGCACAAUUCUUCAGGAAAAACUAGUUUGGCCUUACAAUUUGGCCCGUUUUUGCUUCUUAUGGAAUCAUUUUUCAAAUUCGUAGUUGGUUUACAGGGACCUUCUAAAGCCGAGGUUUAUUCCCUUCAAUGAAAGCACAUGCCCACUUGUCAGCCACUGAGCGUUGUACAGGCGUUUUAUCCGUGUUUGGGGAAUUACAAUGACAUAACCCGUCAGUGGAACAUUAACAAAGUAGGGGCUAAAAUUGUUUGCUCUCAUGUGUGGAGAUAUUUGUAUAGUUAUCACAUCAGUCUGUUUGGCCAAACAGGAAGUGUCAUGCCUGUGACAAUGCCCACUUUCCUGACUUCAUGCUCUUAUCGUCAGCAUUUAAUAUCCGGCAAUACUUGAAGAGGUGGUUGCUAGAAAAUAUGUUAAAUAUUCCAUGCAAAAUAAUUCAGAAUAUGAGGAAAUAAGAAAUUGACACAUAUGCGUCUGAGAGCUGUGAGAUAGAUGGAAACAUCAGGGUUUAUAGGAGGUGUCAUAUUAUAAUGUACAGUAUGUAAUGUAAUGAAUUAUUGCAAACGAUACUGUGUAUAUAGGAUAAAAUCACUAAUUAGUACUGGUUCAUGUGACAUAGUGCCAGUCAUCUCGUAAUGUGUGAUUAUUGAAGGUUGUUUCUUUCUUUUCACUCUUUAUUUUUCAAUAUGAAGAUUUUUUGUUUUCUAUUUUUGUGUACACGUGUGUAUGUGUGUGCGUGAAAGUGUUUGUUCCUUAACAGUGGGAUCUAAUGGGACUUGGUUGGACAGGGGCGUAAUAUCCAUUUGCAUAGAUCUGGCCGGGGGUGUUUGCAGAUGGGUCUCUGUCGCCCAGAGGUGAGACUUGUGUAUCUGCUGUACAAGUGCUUCAUCUCACCUCUCCAGAUAGUAGGGCCCCCCCCCCCUAGUGGAAUAAAAUUGUCAUUGCAUCAUAAUCCAAAAGCCCAGCUCAGUAUUCGGUGUUGGGAAUCCCCCUCUCGUGAAGUCUGUAAAAUGACAUCUGCACCAGCAAAGGAAAAGCCCACCCCUCAAAGCCAAGCCCCAUUUGCCCAUUUUAAUAGUACGAUCUUAAUGCAUAACUAUCCACACAGUCAAAUAGAUGGAGGCGUUCUUUACGUAAGGUACACAGAUGACGACAGAACAACAAAAAGCUAGUCUUCUAUGUAUAGUGUGUCAAAUGUGGUGAAUUUAUAAACUGUAAGUUGAAUCAAACUGUGAGCCAUGUAUAUGUCGGACACAGUGUGUGUGUGUAGGUAUGCAAGUGUGUGGUGUGUGUGUGUGUGUGUGAAUGUGAGUGUGUGUGUUUGUGUGUUGAUGUAAUUUCUGUGACCCUGCCCUUUAUGGAAUGUAUUGUAGACUUGGAAACGAGACCUACAGUUCAUUUGCCAGUUGUGCUCAGUGUUUGUGUAGGGACUCACAGCUUUUGAACAGCCAUUUCUUCUCUCAUGGAACUGCAUCAUUCACACUACCCUGUACUGUACAUGAAUCUAUUCUGUAUAAUGUAAUAAUUAUAAAAUACUAGUAGUGUUUCAUUGUGUGAGGAAAAUGUUUAUGGAAUUUUUGGAAAGAAAGCGGGAUCUUUUCAGAUGUGUUGAGAACCACAGUAAGCAUGAGAGUUCACAGCGGACGGGUGUUGGUGGACUUUCAGAAGAAUGGCGUUUUGGUUGUUUUUGUUACUUUUGUAUUAUUUUUCUUCUCCCUGGUCAGUAGUAAACAGAUAUUGUUGCA